Messenger RNA from Sphaeroforma arctica JP610, 7455 nucleotides. RefSeq lists its product as hypothetical. NCBI's taxonomy places the organism in Eukaryota, Ichthyosporea, Ichthyophonida. Bases 1 to 7455 code for a protein of 2484 amino acids. Gene Ontology annotation, biological process: regulation of transcription by RNA polymerase II. The transcript is spliced from 2 exons. The record is from RefSeq and is a predicted model, not a curated record. Gene Ontology annotation, molecular function: RNA polymerase II cis-regulatory region sequence-specific DNA binding; DNA-binding transcription factor activity, RNA polymerase II-specific. Gene Ontology annotation, cellular component: nucleus.
AUGACCACUAAAGGGUCUGAACCGGCAGCCAUAGUAGCGCCCUGGCUUCUGCCUGACUAUGAGGGAAUUGGGGAGACCCCCCUCUGGAAUGAGGCUGAUAUCAAUACUUUAUUGCAGAGAGAACUACCGCCGGCGUGUUGUACCGCUACACCGGCAGCAGCGAAAGUAUUAGAUACCACACAGAAGGAACAAAGGCCGACCGUUCUUAAUGGGCUUACGCCAUACGCACACGAUGUCCGCAAGGGAAACAGCGCCAGUGGCACGCUUUCAGAAGCGUACAACGGUAACCGUUUACCAAAAGACAGCUGCGCUAACCACCCCGGGCCUAUCAGCAGCAAUACAGUAACACAGAGAGAGCUCUCGACAGAGUUGCCGGCCCUGGAUAGUGUGCCACCUCUACCCACACACAACAGCAACAGCCGAAGAAGUGUUAUGGAUACACUCAGCUACAGCCAUCUGGAUGCUGCCGACGAUGGCGUGAGUGAGACUGGCACACCCCGGGAAGGGUCCUCGAGCAGCUCGAAUGGGAGAGAGUGUAUCACAGUGGACAGAGACACACCUACGCCUGACGCUGAAAGCUCGAGUCCGAGUAUGCUGCCAGCCCAGUUCCCCUCACCUUCAGAUAUAAGAUCUGUACGAGUUAUGCCUACCAACGACUACUAUAGGAACACCAACACCACCCCCUUGCCGAAUAGAGCGGAAGCCACGCUCAGGGCUACGAUUGGGUCCACGGUGGCUGUACCGGCGCAGCUGCAGGCGACCACGCCAACACGAAACGAUCACGAUACGAUGGCGAAUGCUGAUGAGACUAUUGUGAACACUAAUUAUAUGACAUCUGAUCGGGCCGAGGCGCCCGAAACUCACCUACCAACCAGCUCACCAGCCCAAGGAGACCCUGGUCUACUACGCAGGCGGAUGGCUGGGCAGAGCGUUGCCUUUGACCGAGAGAAGUGCAGCGGUAGUGAAACAAACAUCUCGGACAGCAGCAGCAGCAGCAGCAGCAGCAGCAGCAGCAGCAGCAGCAUCCCCGGUGUGUACUCAGCACGGGUGCGAAGGAUCAGUGCGCAGAAGGGCCAGGACCAGAAACCACCUAUCACUACCACGGGUGCGGGUAAUAGAGGGUUUAUUAGGGACACACACCGCGUAAAAACCAACAGGGCCAUUGCGAACAAUAGCAGAGAGGACAUCAGAUCACAGCCUGCGACAGAUGUGCGGACUAUCAAGGCAGAACCGCUUGCACGCGCGCCUGAAGCAAAGCAGAGACGUGAAGGAUCCUGCAGCGGCGGGAAGUCCAUCGGCCCCACAAACGGGCGCGCACGACAAGGCAGGAAACGGGGAUACACCCCACGGUCAAGGAGUACACGCGUACGGCCACAGCACGAGACACGCACAGAGUCACUCUUCAUACAAGGCUUUGCACACGGGAGUGUAGGUAGGGGUGUGCAGCACAUAUGGAAUGGACACGGGGUGAAGCCCCAGACAACAAAAGGGUUACGUAUGGGCGAGACGGACAGGCCUGCGCAGGUUGGUAUAGCAAAGAGCUGCACGAGCCGAGAUAAGGUUGGUGGUCGUACAGGACACGCUGGGGCGGAUGAGGGCUGCUUUGCACCUGUGGCUCCCAGAAAAGGUGCAGGUGCAACGGAGCCCGCCGAUGGUGGGGUGGUCGGUUCAAGCACCUUGUACCUGGGCUGUGUUGAAAAGUCCUCGCACAAACCACCGAGCAACCCAAACCACACACCAGAUCAAACAGAGACCAACGCCUAUAACCACACAUACAGGGCCACCAGUCCCACAUCAGGACAGUCAGGAAAUAGUCAACCGCGUCGUGUAUCUCCGAAUAUCGAGUCGAGGCCCGAAGUGUCCAAGCAGGGGCAGAGGAUUGGUGCUGUUAGUAGCGUUGCCGUAGUAGAGUUACCAACGGCAAACGGCAGGGCUGUCUCUACUGCAAUAAAGCACCCGAGCAUGCACAUACCACUGUGUCGAAUAGAGGGGGUCAGAGCUGCCGAUAUAUCGCACCCGGGGAGUGCGAGCAACGUUGGUAAGGGUAUCUGCGUGAAGCAAGAUGGAGCCCCACAUAGGCCAACAUGGAAGGUUGCAGAAGAUAGUCAAGGGGCGCAGGGUAUUGACCUGUGCUUGAGUGACAGCGACGAAGAGGACUCUGUCGACACUAUCUUAGAGCAGACACAGGCACUGGAGGCCAUAGACAACGAGAGAGACGCACUGGAAAGGACUACGGAUGAAUGCGAGGGAAGUGUGCAUCCUACGAGGGACGCUACUCAUGGUCUUAUCUCUAUCACUCAUGGGUCUACCUCUAGUACUCAUGGGUCUAACUCUAGUACUCAUGGGCCUAUCUCUAGUACUCAUGGGUCUACCUCUAGUACUCAUGGGUCUAUCUCUAAAACGGGUGAAUGCGGGGGAAGUGUGCAUCCCCGUGGGCCUAUCUCUAGUACUCAAGAGCCUACCUCUAGCAUUCAUGGGUCUACCUCUAGUACGCAUGGGUCUAUCUCUAGUACGGGUGAAUGCCAGGGAAGUGUGCAUACUACGGCGGAUGGUACUCAUGGGCCUAUCUCUAGUACUCAUGGGCCUAUCUCAAGCACACCACACGAACAGGUUCAAGGUGAGGGAGGUGCAGACGUCGAAGCUAACUUGCCAACAGCGACGGUUGAUGAAGGCUCCAGUGAUGCACUAACGCAUAAGCGUACGGUUGACCGAAAGGUUGCAACUGCAGCAACCCAUGAACCAGGACACCCAAAUGAGUAUGCCAGAGCCAAUGCGCGACGCACCCGGCAAGCCCACUCACCCGGUCUCGAGUGUGCACCUGGUGCAGGUUUUGGGGCGCAAGUAUGUACUUCCGGCCCGCUGCUUGGAUACCCAAAGGUGUCCACAAAUGCAGGCAGUACGUGCGAUCGAUCAGCACAAGUAUCACAAACCACGGAUGUAGAAGCCGGCGGGUUAUUGGGUGAUAGCCGGUUGGAUGUGGUUGCAAACACACAGUCAGCGCUACACAAAUUGCAUGACAGUACUGCGUCAGGUAAUAGUGUUGAAGAGAACACAGACCCACCGCAUGCCCAGCCCAGCACACCCCCUGCUGAACACACGCCAACCACAUCCGGUAUUCCUGACCUGUGCACCGACAGAGCGCACGCUGAAAACAGCACGCGCGCGGAGAAGAAUGGCGCAGAUGUUCAGGCCUCUGGGUCUCCUGUGCCCAACAGUGCCAACCAAGGAGGGAGCUCUCAGUAUAACUUACGGUGCGAGAAUAAACGCGCGGUGGUGGCUGCGCAGGGAAAGGCCCACAGACUUGUGGAGCAGGGAGUACCGAACAGUCCAGCAGACCCUCACGGCAACGGACGGACGCACCAACCUCUGGGACGAUCCCGAACAUCGGUUGAAUCCACACUACACACCGCAGAGAAGCCCAAACAGACCGCCAAAAAGGAAGGCCGCACGAGGGCUACUAAGCGCAGGGCCGUAGGUGCAACUACAGCGCAACCAAUGCGUAGCCUGCGUUCAGCUGCGAGAAGUUCUGUACGUCCAACGCCUGCGAGGCAGUCCAUACGCACGAGACCACCCGCGGUACACCCACCCGCACGAGCACACGCGGUGAAGUCUACGGAGAGGCGCCUCAGCAAACGAGUACCUGAAGUGAAGAUGACUGAAGUUGGCGUUUGGGACGCUGUAGACGCUCGGCGCUGUGCUAGUGCAGACUCUCCGUCAGAGAACACGUACUUGACUCUGGAUGAGUUGAAACACUUGCCGUUGGACCUGUCGCAUUACCCCGCCCACCGUACGUCACUCCCUAAGAUUGUUAAUCUUCUUAAGACUGCAAAGGACUGUACCAUGCAUGUCCCUGCAGGUCUACGCUGCUCCAUAGAUUCUAGGCUGAGGAAAUGGGUGGGGGACAGUGGUUUUAGCGAAAUGAGUAGGUCGGUCUAUCGCAAUAUAUCGCAAGGGAUGAGUCCCACGGGCAGCCCCGGAGGAGACGACAAUGCCGUGGUGGUGAACACUGUGAUGUGUGUGACUGACGAUUUGACUGAGAAAGACCCGGCUGAUGUCACUGAGUCAGCGAUUGAGAGACCUGCAGACACGGGUGGCACAGGGAACGCAGACUACACAGACGAUGCGAAUGAUGUAGAAGACUCACGGUGCACGGAUACAACGGCCGGUAGCAUAGCCAUCGACACCACGAAUAGAGCUGAGCGGAGACGCACUGACCGCUCAUCUGCAGCAGCCGUCGAGAGAGAAAUGAGUGUUGUAGUCACAGGGAAGGAGACGAGUCACACAAGCAUUGAACCGCAAUACAACCGCCUGGAACAGAGGUGCGACGCCGAGUCGUACCGUAGGACCGGCGAGGAAGCGAAUACGACGUGCGGGGUGUACAGCGCAACUGGAGGCGUAGAUGACACGGCCGAACAGUCACACAGUACGACCGGUGACUGUGUGGGAUUGGCCAGCGACGCACAGAACCCGACCGAUGUGUCCCACAAUACGAGGAGUGGUAUAUCUACAAACUCCGGCGGGGAACUCUGUAUGACAAGUGGGGCACUGCAUACGACCGGAGAGCCGCAGAACACCGCAUGUGGGACGGGCAAUACGACAGGUGAGACACAGGGUGGCACUGAUGCAGCUGACACCAUGGCCACUGACACGCACAGCGCGGCUGAAGGGACAGAGACACACCACUCAGCCAGUGACAUGCACAAGCCCACGGAUAGGACACAGGACAUGGUAUGUGAAUCAGCCGACACUUGCACCUCCUCAGGUCUACCGACCGCACCCUGGCCAAACAAACGAACACACCCAGACAGCACACCCAAUCAAAUACGUAGUACGAUAUCAUCCCCUCAACUGACCCAGAGUGGUGUUCCCGGAACUGCAAGGGAGCAACGAGCCACCACUGACUAUGAGGAGAGCAGGACGGUAGCAGACCUAAAAAGGAGGGCCGCUGAAAAAGCCGCGGGUGGAAAGGGUCAGAUUGCACCUGAAAUAAACGGGGAGGAGAAAGCUGCGCCAGAGACCGGCGAUAGCACUGAGUCAGUGGGUGAAUGCACAGAUACCAUUACAAGCGCUGGUCAGGGCACAAGCCUGGGUAUGGAGAGAGCAGGACGGUUAGAAUUAGCGGAGCCGCACGACGUCCCAUCCGCGGGUUCUAAUGUUGUACUUACAAACGAAGUGCUGGACUCGUUGGUGCCGACGGCUGCUAAGGCCAAUGCAAACGAAGACUUACGCGAAUCCAUCACAGCCACUCAGUCUGACAGCGUAGCAGCCGGUGCAGGCACUCAAAGGGAACCGCAGGUGGAUAACAGCAGCACACUUACAGGCACACUUACAAGCACACUUACAGGCUCAGAGUCAAGUACACGCACACAGCCCAGUACCAACACACACCUGACGCCACGCGAGAGGCUACAAGCAGCACGACAGCGCCGAUGGGACAAGCUAACCAACCCUGUGUCAAUCCCAGCACGACGCAGCACCCUUAACAGCACGCGUGUACAGCGGUGUGAGGUGGGGGCCAACCCACACAUCACGACUGAGAUACGGCGCACAGACGCGCGAAGCCUCGCCCACCCUGACACGUAUCUGGCGUAUUUGCAAGGGGAAGGGCAAAUGGAGUCCAAAAUCCGGGAGGCGAGUGCAGGACAUCGGACUUGUCCGGCCCGAGAGCGAAGAAAUCGAGGUUAUUGUUCAACUAGUAGAGGUCGCGGUAUGGUCAUGGCUACCAACCGGGACGCACAAGCACAGACGAAAGGUGCCGAGGAUGGAUCUAGUAAGGAAUACGAAGCCACGAGUGAUGAAAGUGAUAGCUGGUCAGAGAACAAAGAAGACAGCCAGUCAGGCCACGACAGUGACACCGUGCGACGUACACCGCACAACGCUACCGCAAGUAAUGGACACUACGCUAUAGCCACCUCAGGACAACCCAUUCCCAUGCACACAAGGCACCAACGGGAACACUCGAGGGACUACCGAAGUGCUACAGACCGGACCCACAGGCUAACUGACACGCACCACACUACUAGCACACACACCAGGCACACCACGAUCAGACUGGCCACUCCGCCUCAGAUGGCAAGGGCGUACAACAACCGCAGCACCACAAGAGCGUGUAACACGCAAACUCACACGAGUGCGGGCGAUGAACCGCUUCACAGCGAUGCAGACAGCGACGACGAGAGCUUCGAUAGCAUUCCACGCUCUUCUCGCGCUGAAUCCCGCGUGCUGUCACGCCGAGAAGCAUCUAAGGAUGUAGCUGGUCGAGGGGUGAAGAGGGCGACCAGCGCAACAUGGCCUCCGCGUGUGCUGGCGAGGCAGUCUCCUGUCAGAACAGCCCGUUCAGCGACGAAGAACAAGAGAAAGCAGCUCACACGACAGUCCACGGCAGAGUAUGAACCUCCCAGCACCAGUGACAGCAGCAGCAGCAGUAGUAUUAGUGGUGGUGGUGGUGGGAAGGCGAUGGGCAAUACAAGGCGCCGGAGGGCUUAUAACAGGGCCUCGAGAACCACCCGCCAGAGGGGUGCUGAGGGGGGUCUGAGUGGCACUAAACGUGAUAGUACGAAGCAUACGAAGCACUCGGUGCAAGCGGAGGAAGGAGUGGUUGAGGAAGAGUCCAGCUAUGCGGAGAGUGGUGGCAGCGAUGAACAGUCUGACUCAAUCGCACGCGGCCCUACAACGGCGGUGCGGCAAAGUGAACUGCAGACCCGCGGCACUAAACGGCGCCGAGACAAACUGCGGCCGGACCAAGCAGAUGGGGAUAGUAGAGAUCAACUACUACGUACAACGAGCCAGGGAAGGGCAAGUGCGACUACGGAGAAGGAGAAGCACUCUGUCGUAUCCCGGUACGGAGACCGUACCAACCCACUCCCAUUCGACUGUCCACAGGAGGGGUGUGGCAGACGCUUCGAAACGCUGCAUGAGGUGUACGAGCAUCUGCAUGCGUAUCACUGCACCACGGCGGAGACGAAGCCUUAUGCGUGCGAGUUGGAGGGGUGCCACAAGCGCUACGUCACCCGAGGUAACCUAAAACGGCACUACACAACCCACACCGGAGAGCAGCCGUACGCGUGCACAUGGACGGGCUGCGGGAUGCGGUUUGCCGGGAAGCCCACGCUCCUCAAACACAUGGAACAAAACGCCGGCAUGCACCCGUACGCGUGCACGCACAGCGGAUGCCGUCGAGUGUUUCAGACCGAGCGCCACCGCAACUUACACACCGAGAACCACUCAGCUGCCCACCCACACACAUGUCCCAUGUGGGGCUGUGGGAGGGGCUUCCAAUCGGCGGCGGACGUUGCAACACACUUGGAACGUUAUCAUGACGCACUCCCGUACGACGGAGGCACCGGGCCACUCAAAGCGGUGGAGAUGAGCUAUGGCACUAGACCACUCACAGCGGUGAAGAUGAGCUAUGGGGAGCGGCUGGCGAGGCAAGAGAUCGCGCGUGCGAAUGCCUGA